Molecule: messenger RNA, 1263 nt
Organism: Aegilops tauschii subsp. strangulata
Lineage: Eukaryota; Viridiplantae; Streptophyta; Magnoliopsida; Poales; Poaceae
Source: RefSeq, a predicted model, not a curated record
AUGGCUCUUCGCAAAAGAAUUGCAGAAACACAAUAUGUUGGUCAUCAAAUGCUCCCAUCACUGAUUAAGGCAUUGCACUUGAAGGCAAGAGGACUGAAGAUGAAAUGUAUCCGAUCUGGUACAUAUGAGGGAGAGGUUACCUAUACUAACACUAAAAAUAGGGUAUGGAGGUAUCCUGUGAACCUAAGUACUAGAGAAUGUACUUGUAGGCAAUGGCAGAUCCGUGGGAAGCCAUGCAUACAUGCCCUACAUCUGAUGACCGUUAUCGGGGGUGCAGAUGGUGAAGUUGAUCAAUAUUGCUCUGAGUAUUUCUCUGUUGCCAAAUUUAUGGCUGCUUAUGCUGACAAUGUGCCUGCACUAUUGGGGAGAGAUCAAUGGAACAUAGUAGAUCCGGGGUUCAAACUCCACGCUCCUGUCAUUACUAGACCACCAGGAAGACCAAGGAACCAGAGGAUUAGAGCAGGUGAGGAGGGUCGUCUACCAAAGAAGCGUGCUUGCAAAAAAUGUGGAGUUCUGGGGCAUAUUGCUAGGCUUUGUACCAAUGCAGUGGAUGCAUCAUUUGGAGAAGAGGAAAGAUGGACAACAGCAUUUGCUGAGGAGAAUGCAGCAGCAAUGGAGACUGAAGAUGCAGUGGAGAAUGCAGCAGCAAAUGAAGCAGUGGAGAAUGCAGCAGCAAAUGAAGCAUCUUGCUCUAGGGAGAAAAGGCCAAGAGAUGAAGAAGCAGAAGAUUUUGAAACCAUGGCCUUUGAUGGUUUUGAAGCUAUAAGAGAGGAAGAGGAGGGGGUAAUUUUUCCAAUUGUGCCUUUAAAGAUUAAUGAACCCAUAGAUGACUGUCAAAUGGUCGUCAAGUGCUCGGCGAGUGGAACUACUCCAUCAGCACCUCCACGGGGAAAACCCCAAGUAAAGCCCAAGAUCAAAAGGAACAAGAGUCUGAAAGAAAAGAGCAUCUCAACUACGGAAAUCAGGAGCAAGACGGUGAAGCCAGCUGCAAACACAAGGAGCAAGUCAAAAAUUUGAAUUAAGUUGUUGGGAAAUGUUUGUGUUGUCAAUUUGAGGGCGAGUCCAUCGCUUAAAACUUGGUAGAUUUGUAUUAAGAUGUUGGCAUCUUAAAACUUGGUAGAUUUGAGCUACUGUGAAAACUUAUCAGUUGUAAUAAUGUUGCUUCUACUUUGGUUUCUUAUUUGAGUCAGAAUUCAAAUUUCCAUCAAAAUUUGAAUUUAAAUCAACAUUUGAAUUUGGGCCAAAAUUUGGAUUCGAGCCAAA